Molecule: messenger RNA, 2441 nt
Organism: Symphalangus syndactylus (siamang)
Lineage: Eukaryota; Metazoa; Chordata; Mammalia; Primates; Hylobatidae
Product: collagen alpha-1(I) chain-like
Source: RefSeq, a predicted model, not a curated record
GAGCCUCGGAACCCAGGGAGAGGUCUGCAGGCAUCCAGAUGGGAGCUGGAAGGGCGGGACAGGGCCCUUGGCAGGGGGAUACAGGAAAUAUUUUGGAGAAGUUCUCUCUAGGACUUGGUAACAGGUUGAGAGCGGCCACUUGGCCGGGGGCACCGGCUUCGGAGGCGGGAGGGAGGUGGAGGAAGGGAAGGCAGCUGCAGGGCCGACCUGCGGGGUGGGCGUGGGGGGUGGCUGGGGGCGUGAGGCCGGGGGCUCAGGGCCUCAGGGGUUCGGCCUGGAGGAGCGGCGUGGGCGCGCCGGGGCCCCGAUUCCUCCUGGGCGGGUCGGCUCCGCAGCCGCUGCGCUCGGAACCCCCUAGGCGCCCCGCAGUACCCGGCGUCCUUCCUGCCUCCUCCUCGCCCCUGUCCUCCGUCCGAGCCCCAGUCCCGCCGACUCUGCCGGCGCCUCCGCCCUCGGCUUCCCACGACCUUGGCGAGACGCGCGCGGGAUCCAGUGGAGACUGCUUUCCCACAGGCCGCCGUCCAGGGCGGGGAAGGGAGCGGACCCUCCUGGCUCUAGGUGCCUGGGCCCCCGGCGGCCUGCGGAGGCCUCGCCCCACGCCACCCGCCCACUGGCCUCGUCUUCGCGCGGGGGUGAGGGCAAAGGAGGCACUCGUCCCAUCGCCAGCCCGGGUCCCCUUCCCGCCAGUCGCUAUCCGAGAAUUUGCCCCGUGCCCCCCAGGCCGCGGGGGUCGGGAGGACCGAGGGGCGGACCCCGCAGAGGGUUGCGACGCCCUCCCUUCCCUCCCCGAGGGAAGCAGCCCCCAGGACCGCCCCUCGCUCCCUGCCCGGGAGGGACUGGGCUUCCCCGAGAAAACCAGCCUGAUUCGGAGGAACGGAUUGCUUGGGGCGGCUCCCAGCUCGAGUUGUGGGCCCCGCCGCGGGUGCCCUUCGGAAACCAGGCGAAGCCGCCUCUGCCCGGACGCAGCCCGACACUUGCCCGCGGGGUUCCCCGGGACGCCUGAGAGUAACGCGCGCGAGGGGGAAAGCCGAACGGCCUCCCUGUGCCCGGCGCAGACGGUGCUCCCUAGCUGGGUUCGCCGCGGCGGCGCUGCCAGCCCCCGACACGCAGGACUUUUGGUCCAACAGCCCGACGGCGCCCGGUGCGCCGUUCCCUCCGCCCUCUCCCCGCUCCCCGGCCCGCGCGUCUUGGAGGGUGGGUGAACUGUCGGAAGCGCUGUAUGCCUGGCCAACCCAAACCAGGAACCUCCGCAUCAAACAGCCCACGUUGCUGCUGCUCUGGGGUUUUAACGGCCAAGGAAGACUGGAGAAGGGGUGUUCUGCCUUCCCAUUCUCUUAGGCCCGGCCACUCCCCAUCCCCACAGUUUGGAAGUGGCCUUUUCUGAGGACUCCAGCCCAAAGCAUGUUUCUCCUUUUGAGCUGCGGAAGCCUUCCUUGUUCCCGCCAUUGGGAGGGCAUUCCAUCAUCUGCGGCUGCGUUCCUCGGUGGGAAUUGUCCCUUAGCGUCCACCUAGAGGACAUUCUAAGCUUCCUGAGACCUGCUUGUCCACCUCAACAUGUCCCAGCAUAUGGCUGUGCCCUAAGGGGUCUUUGAGGGCAUUUUAGGAGGCGAGCGGCGCCCCUACCUGGGCUCCGCGGGGCCGAUUCGGUUUGCCCUUUGCUGGCAUGUCAGUGAAUUAACUACUGUCCUUGGGAUGACCUGUCCUAUGAUUUGGCCUCUGGAGCAUCCCGGGUGUGUAUUUCAGAACUCCUCCCAUCUUACCCACCUGCUGAAGGCCUGUCCCCCUGAUAUGGUUUGGCUCUGUGUCCCCACCCAAAUCUCACCUUGAAUUUUAAUAAUCCCCACGUGUCAUGGGGGGGACCAGGUGGAGGUAAUUGAAUCAUGGAGGUGGUUUCCCGCACGCUGGUCUUGUGACAGUGAGUUCUCACAAGAUCUUUUUUUUUUUUUUUUUUUUAACGUAGUAUCACUCUGUCACUCAGGCUGGAGAGCAGCGGUGCGAUCUCGGCUCACUGCAACCUCUGCCUCCCGGGUUCAAGAGAUUCUCCUGCCUCAGCCUCCCGAGUAGCUGGGACUACAGGUGUGCGCCAUCACGCCCGGCUAAUGUUUUUGUAUUUUUAGUAGAGAUAGGGUUUCACCAUGUUGGUUAGGCUGGUGUCGAACUCCUGACCUUGUGAUCUGCCUGCCUCGGCCUCCCAAAGUGCUGGGAUUACAGGCGUGAGCCACUGCACCCAGCCGAUCUGGUGCUUUUAUAAGGGGCUGCCCCCAUCCCCCUUCCUCUCUCUCUUGCCACCCUGUGAGGAAGGUGCCUUUCUUCCCCCUUCCCCCUUCACGUGAAGGUGCCUUUCUUCCCUCUUCACGUGAACUGCCUCCAUGAUUGUAAGCUUCCUGAGGCCUCCCCAGCUAUAAGGAACUGUGAGCCAAUUAAACUGCUUUAUAAAUUAA